Messenger RNA from Piliocolobus tephrosceles (Ugandan red Colobus), 5993 nucleotides. It is a transcript of the gene NCLN, whose product is annotated as nicalin. Gene Ontology annotation, biological process: regulation of signal transduction. The record is from RefSeq and is a predicted model, not a curated record. Bases 2417 to 4108 code for a protein of 563 amino acids. Gene Ontology annotation, cellular component: membrane. NCBI's taxonomy places the organism in Eukaryota, Metazoa, Chordata, Mammalia, Primates, Cercopithecidae. The transcript has 15 exons.
AAAAAAAAAAAAAAAGAGAGGGACAGGGUCUUGCUAUAUUUCCCAGACUGGUCUCAAUCUCCUGGGCUCAAGUGAUCAUCCUGCCUCAGCCUCCCAGAGUGUUGGGACUACAGGCAUGAGCUACUAUUGCUGGCCAAUUGCAGACAGAUGGAACUGUGGCCGGCCAUUUCACCAGUGAAGUCCCAAACACCCGUCUGCAGGCAUGAUGAGCCAGGGUAGUUCUUAUCUUUUCCUGAUUCCUGUUCUCUGUGUGUGUGGUGGGGACCACAGCAGGCAAGGUGCGGUGUUGGUGGAAUUUGGGAUGAGUGGAGUCUGGGCAGGCCCGGAGCUCUCUGUCUGCCUUCUGGUCCCGUGUUGGCUGACCCUGUUGCCCCCUCUGCCCUGCUUUGGCUGAGCUGAAUUAUUUCUUGGUCCUUCCCAUCUGGGGGCUUUUCGCUUGACCUUUGUUGCCCCUGAUAGAGUGGCCUUGUUAGCACGCACCUACCCUCAUUCGUCACUCAACUUCUGCCUGCUUAUUCUUUGUACCUUAGUUUUAGUGUCACCUCCUCCAGGAAACCUUCUUUGAUUUCUCCUCCUCCCUAGGUCUCCUCUAGGCUCCCACAGCUGCCUGCGUUCCCUGCAUGACAGCUCUGCUUUUACUUGGGCACAGCUUCCCCUCGUUCUUCACUCGACUGCCCCAGCUCAUCUUUUGAGUUUCAGCUUAAGUGUCACCUCCUCCAGGAAGCCUCCCUGAUUUCCUCUCCUCCCUAGGCCUCCUCGGGGCUUCCCCCAGCUGCCUGUGUGUCCUCUAUCCCAGUUCCCAUCGCCCCUGGUCACACAAUCCAUCUCCUCCUUCGGACUUCGAGCUCCGUGUCGGUGGAUAUCGUGACUUUGCCAGGGUCCUGGCUGUGUCCCCAGCACCCACCACACAGCCUGGCACACAGUAGGUGCUCAGUGAUCCGGCAGCACGCUCAGAAACUCCCUUUCCAGCCGGGCGCAGCAGCCCACGCCUGUAAUUUGCAGCUACUCGCGAGGCUGAGGCACAGGAAUCGCUUGAACCGGGGAGGCGGAGGUUGCAGUGAGCUGAGAUGGAGCCACUGCACUCCAGCCUGGCGACAGAGACUGCAUCUCAAAAAUAAAUAAAUAAAUAAAUAAACAGAAUUCUCACACGGUGCUGGCGGGGAGAGUGCUUGAUUCUUUAUCAUUAUAUGUGAGGAAACGGAGGCUCUGAGAGGUGAAGCGACUUGCCUAAAGUCACACAGCUGGGAAACGGAGGAGUUGGGAUUUGAGCCCAGGCUCUUAAUCAGCACAAAUGCCACUUCUCACUCGGGACAGAAAGGAAACCCUGACUCCUCAGGCAGCUGUACGGAGACUGGGAUGAUAAUGUGCUGAGAGCCAGAGCUACUGUCUGCUGCACCCUGGGGCUCAGUCUGCCCACCUGUACAAAGGGACGUUCCUUAGCUACUUCCAGCCCUGAGACACUGGGUUCUUAGGGUUGGCAGCUUAGAAAAAGACCAACAUGGAACACCCAGAAAUUAACUUUAAAUUUCUGAUGAAUAACAAAUACUUUUUUAGUAGAAGUAUGCCCCAAAUAUAAAUAAAGAUAAAUAUAAACACCUGCCACCGAUCCCUGCACAAACCACAGGCUCCAGACUACAAGUCCCACAACCCACUGCGGCCUGCCUUAGGAACUGACUAUCAUGACUUUUUAUUUUUCAUUCAUUCAUUCAAAAAUGGUAUAGGCCACCAGCCGUGCGCCAGGUCUUGUAUUAGGUGCCGGGGAUACAUCAUAUGCACAAAACUGACAAAAGUCUUUGCCUUCGUGGAGUUUGACAUCUACAUCCUUGGGAGUCUUAAGUGAUUUUUGUUUUUCUCAGCAAUUUCUGCAAGGAAGACUACAGUUCCCGUGACCCUUUGUGUUUGUUUGAUGGGCCUACAACUCCCAGAAGACCUAGCGCGCCACAAGGCACUUCCUUUUCCCUUUAGCCCCAACUUCCUUCCAGGUCGGAAGGUCACGUUCUGUCCGCACCUUUCGCCCCUCACCCCAAUUCUCCACACGCCAAAGACAGGGUUAAGAUAGUGAUAUUGCGAAAUAGUUUUUAAAAGCAUUUUAUUGCAUUUUUGACUUGGAGUUUAUGUGAAACCUCAGCAGUAUUAGCCGAACAGCCUGCCGUACCUUCCGGGAGUCCCAGAGUGGGCCUACAACGCCCAUGGGGGCUCCUCGACUGCCGGGUGGACUACAAUUCCCGACAGGCAGCGCGGCUGGCGGGGCGGUUCGCGGCGGUGCCCGCAGGACUUCAGUGCUAGUGCGGGCUGCCCGGCGCGGCGCCCGCAGGACCCCGGCGGCUACCCAUGCCUAGGUGAGUCCGCGGGAGCCGCCGCCGCCGCCGCCGUCCCGUCCCCGCUGCCGCCCCGCGCGGCCCCGCCGCCGGCCAGGAUGCUGGAGGAAGCGGGCGAGGUGCUGGAGAACAUGCUGAAGGCGUCGUGCCUGCCGCUUGGCUUCAUCGUCUUCCUGCCCGCCGUGCUACUGCUGGUGGCGCCGCCGCUGCCCGCCGCCGACGCCGCGCACGAGUUCACCGUGUAUCGCAUGCAGCAGUACGACCUGCAGGGCCAGCCCUACGGCACGCGGAACGCGGUGCUGAACACGGAGGCGCGCACGAUGGCGGCGGAGGUGCUGAGCCGCCGCUGUGUCCUCAUGCGGUUACUGGACUUCUCCUACGAGCAGUACCAGAAGGCCCUGCGGCAGUCGGCGGGCGCCGUGGUCAUCAUCCUGCCCCGGGCCAUGGCCGCCGUGCCCCAGGACGUCGUCCGGCAAUUCAUGGAGAUUGAGCCCGAGAUGCUGGCCAUGGAGACCAUCGUCCCCGUGUACUUUGCCGUGGAGGACGAGGCCCUGCUGUCCAUCUACGAGCAGACCCAGGCCGCCUCCGCCUCCCAGGGCUCUGCCUCUGCUGCUGAAGUACUGCUGCGUACGGCCACUGCCAACGGCUUCCAGAUGGUCACCAGCGGGGUACAGAGCAAGGCCGUGAGUGACUGGCUCAUCGCCAGCGUGGAGGGGCGGCUGACGGGGCUCGGCGGAGAGGACCUUCCCACCAUCGUCAUCGUGGCCCACUACGACGCCUUCGGAGUGGCCCCUUGGCUGUCUCUGGGCGCGGACUCCAACGGGAGCGGCGUCUCCGUGCUGCUGGAGCUGGCACGCCUCUUCUCCCGGCUCUACACCUACAAGCGCACGCACGCUGCGUACAACCUCCUGUUCUUUGCUUCUGGAGGAGGCAAGUUUAACUACCAGGGAACCAAGCGCUGGCUGGAAGACAACCUGGACCACACAGACUCCAGCCUGCUUCAGGACAACGUGGCCUUCGUGCUGUGCCUGGACACUGUGGGCCGAGGCAGCAGCCUGCACCUGCACGUGUCCAAGCCGCCCCGGGAGGGCACCCUGCAGCACGCCUUCCUGCGGGAGCUGGAGACGGUGGCCGCACACCAGUUCCCCGAGGUACGGUUCUCCAUGGUGCACAAGCGAAUCAACCUGGCGGAGGACGUGCUGGCCUGGGAGCACGAGCGCUUCGCCAUCCGCCGGCUGCCUGCCUUCACGCUGUCCCACCUGGAGAGCCACCGUGACGGUCAACGCAGCAGCAUCAUGGACGUGCGGUCCCGGGUGGAUUCUAAGACUCUGACCCGUAACACGAGGAUCAUCGCCGAGGCCCUGACUCGAGUCAUCUACAACCUCACGGAGAAGGGGACGCCGCCAGACAUGCCGGUGUUCACGGAGCAGAUGCAGAUCCAGCAGGAGCAGCUGGACUCGGUGAUGGACUGGCUCACCAACCAGCCCCGCGCCGCGCAGUUGGUGGACAAGGACAGCACCUUCCUCAGCACGCUGGAGCAUCACCUGAGCCGCUACCUGAAGGACGUCAAGCAGCACCACGUCAAGGCCGACAAGCGGGACCCCGAGUUUGUCUUCUACGACCAGCUGAAGCAAGUGAUGAAUGCGUACAGAGUCAAGCCAGCCGUCUUUGACCUGCUCCUGGCCGUUGGCAUUGCUGCCUACCUCGGCAUGGCCUAUGUGGCUGUCCAGCACUUCAGCCUCCUCUACAAGACCGUCCAGAGGCUGCUCGUGAAGGCCAAGACACAGUGACACAGCCACCCCCACAGCCAGAGCCCCCGCCGCUCCCCAGUCCUUGGGGCCGAGCACGAGUGAGUGGACACUGCCCCGCCCCAGGCGGCCCCACGGGGACAGGGGCCCUCUCCCUCCCCGGCGGUGGUGGAAACACUGAAUUACAGAGCUUUUCUCUGUUGCUCUCCAAGACUGGGGGGGAUUCUUUUUUUUUCCUUGUCUUUGAACUUCCUCGGAGGAGAGUUUGGGAGACAUCCCGGGGCCAGGCUACGGACUUGCGAACGAGCCCCCCAGUCCCGGGAGCCGGCUGCCCUCGGUCCCGUGUAAGCACACGUGCACGCUGACAGAGGAGACGCCGGGACCCCCUGCCCGAUCGCGCGCAGCCUCCGCCCACUGCCUCCUGCCGCACGGGGCCUGGUCUGCAGGCCCAACCUGCUCCCUGCUCCGCGUCUGUCCCUGGACGUCCCCUCCCGCUCCCCAGUGGUGGCGUGGACGUGGUUACUUAUCUCUUCUCCCUCUUGCCUGGAGGAGGACAGUGACAGCCUUGGGGUUCCAGGAUUCCAGCCCCCCUGGAGCCUUUUGUCCCCCAUGUGGUCUCAGUGACCCGUCCCCUCCACAGUGGCCUCUCGGGGAGCUGUACCACUCGGCCUUCCCCUUUUCCGACUGCAGGGUCUGACGCCAUCGUUGACAGCCUGUGCUUCGUGGGGGGCUGGCAGGGCGCCUGCCUCCCCGACCCCUGACACACUGCACACCCCCAUUCCCCCGCGCUCCUCUCCUCCCAGCCUGUCCCGCCGGCCCCUGUGCCUCUUCGGCCCCAGCCCGGCUCCCAGGGGCCUCACCUGCUUGACCCCGGCCCAGCUCCCUGCCCUGAGUCCUGAGCCAGUGCCUGGUGUUUCCUGGGCUCGGUGCUGGGCCCCCGGGCCCUCCAGGCUUUGCACGGCCAAUCGGUCCUCCCUGGGGAACUGGGUGCAGGUGGAGGACUGGGAGGCAGGAGGUGGCCUGGGGAGGCCUGGUGGCUCCUCUCCUCACUCCCUGCCCUGGGCCUCAGCUUCCUCAUUUAUAGAAAGGACGUGUUCAGGGUGGGGGCGUCAGGUGAGAGCAUUUGUUGGGAAGGAGACACUUGGGGCAUGGCCUCUGGGGCCACCCUUCCUGGAACUCGGAGAGGAAGGUCUGGGCCCCCAGGAAGCCUUGGACAGAACCCUCCACCCCGCAGACCAGGCACCGUGUGUGAGCGUGGGAGGGAAGGAGGCCCGCAUUGAGCUCAGGGAGACCCCGGUGUGUCCGUUCUUUAGCAAUAUAACCCACGCAGGGCGUGCCGAGCAGACUUGGGGAAGAAGGGGCUUGAGCUGAGGGAGUCCUGGCCUGGGUACCCACAGCCAUCUGCCUUCCGUGGCCCAGGGAGGUGUUUGCUGUCAGAGGGACCUGGGCCGGCCCAUGGGAACUUGCGGUUCUGUCCAGAUAGGACCAAGGGGUCUCACUUUGGCCACCAGUUCUUCGGCCAACACCUCUGCCCUCCUGAACCUGCAGCCUGGAGGGGUGAGGGGAUAACCACCCCUCUUUCCUCCAGGUUGGCAAGGGACCCUCCUCUCCCCUGUCUGCCCUGCGGGUUGCCCGCCUCCUCCAGAGACUUGCCCAAGGGCAUCCCCGCUGGCCUCUGGGCACUUGCGCUGGGACUCUGGGACCCAGGCAGCUGCCACCUUGUCACCAUGAGAGAAUCUGGGGAGUGCUUGCGUGCUAGCCAGCAGGCUUCUGUCUGGUGCCGCCGGGCCAGCGUUUGGGAGGGAGCUUCCUUCCUUCCUUCCCGGACAGGUCGUCAGGAUGGACGCACUGACUGACCGUCUGGGGCUCAGGCUGCUGUGGGAUGCAGCCGGCCAAUGAGAAAAUAAAGCCAUAUCGAAUGAUCGCC